GGCCUUCCAUGUCUGCCUCUAGUUAUACAUGGUCUCAGAUUAUUACGCCAACGACUGUCGGAACCAUACAUGUGAUGAUCAACACAGCGAGCAAUAUCACUUGGACCUCUACUGAAAUGAAUACGGAGUAUGCUUUGAACACGUCUAUGAAGGUAUUGACACGCACCGACACGAACAAGGCUCGCACCGUCACAGCAGUGGUACAAGGGCCCGACGGGUCCAGAAUCACAAUUCUAGCCCUCGGUACUCAAAUGACUUGGGAUGCUGCUCUUCCAACUACCAUUCAGGGGCUCAACGAGACCUGCUGUCUUGUGCAGCAAACAAGUUUACCCACACCUUUUCACUCACCUUUUCCAAUGCCUGUAGACAAGACAAAUCAGCUCGAUCCAACUGGAUGGCUUUAUGCAUUGGCGCCGGUCGAGGCUGUCACUGUGUCGGCCAGCCAAAUAUAUUCGCUGUGGGGCAAUCGGUCUAUUGUGCUGCCAUACACAGGUUGUAAUUUUGCGCCGUGUAAUGUGGAACCCCAGUGCACGGCGUGGAGCCCUGCUCAAGCAGUUACAGAGGUCCCUUACCUUUACGAUACUGUUACCAGUUUCGUGAAAGCAGCUCCUACUGCUUNNUUUUCUCAUGUUGUCAACACUGAGAGGACCACGUCAUCUACUGUUGCUUCUGUGCCUAAUGGGAUCCAGAGCUCGUUCGCCACGUCCGCCUCUUUGCUGGACGCAAGUCAGAUCCAGCAAACUACCUCUUCGGUUGCAGAACUACCAUCAACAGAUCAGAUCGCGAGCCAGACAGAUAUGCCUGCAUCCAUUGAUGUCAGCUCCAGCUCUCAAGGAUUUUCGGUUGCUACAUCUGCUCCGGAAGCUUCGACUGUUCGUGGUAUCUCAAGCAACAGACCUAGCGAGGCGUUGAGCUCGUCGGUCAUUCUAUCUUCUCAGCCAUCGACCGAUUUGACUGCAAGCGUCAAAGCCAGUGUAACUAUCUCAACAGAAACUGAAAUUGGUUCUGCUUCGAAUUCAGGAGCUGGCGUUGUGCCCCUCUCAUCUGUGGCAUCUGCACAGCCAGAUGAACCCGGAUCUGUCAAAGGAGCCACCGUGAUUCCUGUUGCACCUGCCAGUAAGACCGAUGGCCAAGGCACCACCGAAGCAUCAGCCAACCUCAACACAGCCUCCUCAGCAGCAGUCUCAUCAACGACAACUCUGACUUCAACGACUCGAGAGACUGUUGUGCUCCAAUCUACACUACCUGUCAAUCCGCUGCUCCCGAACUCAGUACAAGCAUCAUCUCCUGGGAACGCUGUUAACUCUUUGCCGCCCACAACGGGUGCUGCAGUGGUACAGGGAUCGCUCGGUUCCUCGCUGUCAAGUGUGGCUGCCAGCAGUAGUGCAGAAUUUAUAUUAUCUGAUGAUGUAUCCUCAGCAGACGGAACAUCAAAAUACAUGGCAUCCAGCCUCCUCGGUCAAGGCCUAUUGGCUUCAUCUUCCGAACAGUCGUCUGGCUCUUCCGACGUUGUUUCUACUGGAACAGCAUCCAUACAGAUGGCCACCACGGCGACCGCACAGUCUCUAGCAAGUCUCUCGUCCACUCCUUCAAUCAUCAAUACCGCAGCCGUCGCUCCAUCUUCUAAAGGUGGGAACGGGACCACUAUACUUUCGACAGGUGUGCCAACCUCCACUAUCGAAGCCUCAAAUGAUGUCGGACAUUUGCAAGCAAUGUGUAUCGAGACGAUGACAUUGGUUGUUAUGAUUUUCUUCAUCUUCAUG
Aureobasidium musti is the source of this 1763-nucleotide messenger RNA. The record is from the annotation of a GenBank genome assembly. NCBI's taxonomy places the organism in Eukaryota, Fungi, Ascomycota, Dothideomycetes, Dothideales, Saccotheciaceae.